UUCAGUCGGUUGCGGACAUUUCAGUAGCCACCUGCUCCUCUUUCCUCCUCUAAAUUAUUAUUUUUUUUAAAGCAGCGAGUUGUCAGACUUUCUUCCGAUGACUGUUACUCAAGAACGACCGAUCACUUACGCCAGAAUGAAGGGGAUAGUAUCGUUUCUUUCAGCUCUGCUCAAGGGCAAAAAAGUUGGCUUCAGUCACCUCCUACAUAAAGUUAUCUCUGGCCAGCAGCACCUGGACACACAGAAACUUUUACGGAGACGAAGCAAGCUAAGAAAACAGGAGGAGGAGGAGAACGCUGCCUGGAGCUCAGCAGACACAGAAGCCUCACAGAUGAAACCAUCAGAUUUUGAAUAUCUCAAAGUUAUUGGCAGAGGAAGCUUUGGAAAGGUGCUGCUGGCAAGACACAGAAAACAAGGAGGCUACUAUGCAGUUAAAGUUCUACAGAAGCAGACGAUCAUCAAGAGGAGAGAGCAAAGGCAUGUGAUGGUUGAAAGGAGUGUGCUCCUGAAGGGACUACAACAUCCAUUCCUGGUUGGACUCCAUUUUUCAUUCCAGACACCAAACACCCUCUACUUUGUCCUAGACUAUGUUAAUGGAGGAGAGCUGUUCUACCAUCUACAGAGAGAUGGGUCAUUUCCAGAACACAGAGCUGCUUUCUACGCUGCAGAAAUGGCCGCAGCGUUGGGCUACCUUCACUCUCUGAACAUCGUUUACAGAGACCUCAAACCAGAAAACAUCCUGCUGGACAGCGACGGUCACGUGAUGUUAACAGACUUUGGGCUUUGUAAAGAAAGUGUAGCCGCUGGUGGGAUCAUGUACACCAUCUGUGGGACUCCGGAGUAUCUCGCCCCUGAGGUUCUUCAAGGCCACCCGUAUAGCUCAGCCGUGGACUGGUGGGGACUCGGCGUUGUGCUUUUUGAGAUGCUCUGCGGGCUGCCUCCGUUUUUCAGCGAGGUCAAAGCAGAGAUGUUUGAGAACAUCCUCCGUGCCCCUCUGCAGCUGCCCAGCGGGCUCUCUGAAAGUGCACAGUUACUUUUACGGGGACUGCUGGAAAGAGACGUCUCCAAACGCCUCGGGCACAGCCGUGGUAUUGAAGAGGUGCAGGAGCAUCCCUUCUUUGCCUUCCUCAACUGGGACGACCUCGUAACCAGAAAGAUUAGACCCCCAUUCAUCCCAAAUGUGACUGGUCCUUGUGACGUCAGCUACAUCGAUCCCGAGUUCACACGUCAUCCGGUUCCUGCCUUCGUGAAUGAGAGAAGAGAGGCGGCCGCGGCCAGCGAGGCCUUUCUUGGAUUUUCUUACAUGAAGCCAGCAGAGUAUGUUGCAGCAGAGCCAGUUUCAUAACAAAC
Molecule: messenger RNA, 1350 nt
Organism: Nematolebias whitei (Rio pearlfish)
Lineage: Eukaryota; Metazoa; Chordata; Actinopteri; Cyprinodontiformes; Rivulidae
Gene: sgk2b
Product: serum/glucocorticoid regulated kinase 2b
Exons: 12
Coding region: 98-1345 (415 amino acids)
Biological process (GO): protein phosphorylation
Molecular function (GO): ATP binding; protein serine/threonine kinase activity
Source: RefSeq, a predicted model, not a curated record